AUGUCUCAAACAGACUAUGACAGCGAAGGUGGAGAUUUCCAAGAGGAUGUCUCGACCACUUCCAGUCAGCAGUCUGAAAGUUCGGCGACGACGACUGACUCAGAAUCUGAAGAAAAAAUGGACCCAUGGAUGCCGCUUAUAGAAGAAGCAAUGCAAAGAAGAUCUCCUCGCAAACCUGAACAUUCCCUCCAUCAAUUUGGUGUGUUUUGGAUGCCCGAAAGCGCAAAUACUGAUAAAAAAUCUAGUAUGGCUGGAGACCUGCGGAAAGCAUUUGGCAGCGACGCAUAUCAACAUUGUCCUAAAGUUGAAGUAGAAGCGUACGGAUUAUGGCUGGAGAGACAAAUAGUUGAAGAGAUCAGAAUGAAUCAAGAGAGCAAAAAAAGAAAAUAUGACCCAGGAAAGAAAACUGGUCUUUGGGAUGUGUUCAAAAGUUCGUCGAGUGUCGACUUAAAUGUUGUACGGAAGUUGGUAGAAUAUGGAGCUGAUGUAAACUGUACUGAUAAAUCAGGUGAAACUGUGCUCUUUGUUGCUGUAAGAUCUAGUCUUGUGGAAGUCACAAAAUAUUUAAUUGAUCACGGCGCUGAUGUUAAUUGGAAAAACAUUGUCAAAUCUUUAGUGGAACAUGGUGCUGAUGUCAAUUGGAAAGAUCAAAAUGACCAUUCACUUCUCUACUAUGCUGUACAAUAUCGCUCAUUAGACAUUGUCAAAUCUUUAGUGGAACAUGGUGUUGAUGUCAAUUGGAAAGAUCAAAAUGACCAUUCACUUCUCUACUAUGCUGUACAACAUCGCUCAUUAGACAUUGUCAAAUCUUUAGUGGAACGUGGUGCUGAUGUUAAUUGGAAAGAUGAAAAUGACCGGUCACUUCUCUCCUAUUCUGUGCAAUAUCGCUCAUUAGCCAUUAUCGAAUAUUUAGUGGAACGUGGUGCUGCUAAGGACCUUACCGAAACCGCAAAAUUUAACUGUUUUCACGCUAUUCGAAAACUUAAAGAUGAUGGUAAAUUCUUUUUUUCUUGUUAA
This is a messenger RNA of Dendronephthya gigantea, 1017 nucleotides long. Its product is annotated as putative ankyrin repeat protein RF_0381. The transcript is spliced from 4 exons. NCBI's taxonomy places the organism in Eukaryota, Metazoa, Cnidaria, Anthozoa, Malacalcyonacea, Nephtheidae. Bases 1 to 1017 code for a protein of 338 amino acids. Gene Ontology annotation, molecular function: protein binding. The record is from RefSeq and is a predicted model, not a curated record.